GCGCACCUAUAAAUACGCUCGCGGAGUCAGGUGGAGUGCUCCACUGCAACUGUGCGUGCACACGGCCGAAACCCACCGGAGCAGAGCAGCCGACCGGCGGGCCAAGGAGAGGCGAGGAGCGAGGCGGCUGCCGGCCUGACCAGCCAGCCAGUCCCGAGGAUCGACGUACGCGCGAUGAGCCGCGCGGCGGGCACCGGGAGAGGCGGGCCGGAGCGGCGGUGCCGGUACCGGGGCGUGCGGUGCCGGGCGUGGGGCAAGUGGGUGUCGGAGAUCCGGGUGCCCGGGACGCGGGAGCGCCUGUGGCUGGGGUCCUACGCCGCGCCCGAGGCAGCAGCCGUCGCGCACGACGCCGCCGCAUGCCUCCUCCGCGGCCUCCCGGGGGCCGCCGCCGCGGGCCACCUCAACUUCCCCGAGCGCGCGGCGUGCUACGCCUACGGCGGCGCGCCGCCCCUGUCGCCGCGCUCCGUGCAGCGCGUCGCCUCCGACGCCGGCAUGGCCGCCGACGCUCAGCUCGUCGACGCGCGCGCGGCUCUGGCGUCGUCAUCGCCCUCGCGGCCGCCGCCGCCCCUCGAGGCCGCCGCCGCUGGCGCUGCUAGCUUCGGCAUUGGCGCCUCGAUAGGUGGCGAAGGCGCAGUAGCACAAGGCUCGGCGUACGCGCCGGCGCCGGCGCGGUAUAGCAAUUGCAGUAGUGGUGGUAGCAGUACGUAUUGGUACACGCCGAGCGCGGGCGGCGGGAGCGGAAGCUCGAGCGCCGGCAGUGACCAGCAGCUGGUUUACGGGGACAUUAGCGUAGACGACAUCGAGAUCUUGAUGUAAUUUGGUUCGAUGAGGUUGACAUGUAUCGGCUCGGUGAUAUUAAGAAAAUGGAUGGGGGGUUAUUUUUUAUUGAAGAAA
This is a messenger RNA of Panicum virgatum (switchgrass), 894 nucleotides long. Its product is annotated as ethylene-responsive transcription factor ERF039-like. Gene Ontology annotation, molecular function: DNA binding; DNA-binding transcription factor activity. NCBI's taxonomy places the organism in Eukaryota, Viridiplantae, Streptophyta, Magnoliopsida, Poales, Poaceae. The transcript has a single exon. Bases 175 to 816 code for a protein of 213 amino acids. The record is from RefSeq and is a predicted model, not a curated record. Gene Ontology annotation, biological process: regulation of DNA-templated transcription.